UUCAAUUUACUUCCUGUUUUGAAAUGGCUGUCCUGUGGUGGAUGUGUUUUGUUUUAUUUCCAGGAUUGAUGCACUGUUACGUCGAUAUAUGUGGAGGAGGAACGUGCAGUGCUAAUUUGAGCACAACACAUCAAGGCCUUGGAUCAGAUAAAGUGAUUGACGGGAUUACCAUUCAGUCAUACACUAGCUGUUCACAGACUGCUAUUGGCCAAUCAUCAGCUUAUGUUAUAGUGGACUUAGGAAAAGUUUAUCACUUGAAAAACAUCGUUAUCUACUACAGGAAUGAAGGUAAUUGGAAACCAUACAGAUUUCGGGAAUUUGAAUUAUCUGUUACUAGUGGGGGUUCAUCACAAUGGACCUUGUGCCACAGAGAUACAACUAAAUAUCCUGCUUACCCUUCAAGUAUACAAAAUAUAACAUGUAAGGAGUACGCCAGAUACGUCAGAGUUGCAACAAGUUACGAUGCCCCUGAGGCUGGUCAAGGAGCUGUACUAGAAGUGUGUGAAAUAAAAAUUUACGGCUGUAAUGUUAGUUUUUACGGACCGUCUUGCUCAUCCUGUGGUGGAUGUCUGUAUUGUGACAUUGAAACUGGUUGUCCAUGCAGCCGAAAUUGUGUAGACGGUGCUUGUGAUCUAUACGGCAACUGCACCGGGGUAUGUUCUUCGGGAUACUGGGGAGGGAAAUGUACGAAUGCCUGUCAACGUCCAAAUUGUCUAAAUAACGUCUGCAAUAAAGGAGAUGGAAGCUGUACCUCUUGCUUUCAUGGAUACUAUGGAGAUACAUGUAGUUCAUAUUGUUCUGCGUGCCAAGGACAAACGUGUGAUUAGACAGGGUACUGUACAAACGGAUGUAUUG
This is a messenger RNA of Saccostrea cuccullata (small rock oyster), 855 nucleotides long. Its product is annotated as multiple epidermal growth factor-like domains protein 6. NCBI's taxonomy places the organism in Eukaryota, Metazoa, Mollusca, Bivalvia, Ostreida, Ostreidae. The transcript is spliced from 5 exons. The coding region runs from base 24 to 827 and encodes 267 amino acids. The record is from RefSeq and is a predicted model, not a curated record.